Lodderomyces margitis is the source of this 1758-nucleotide messenger RNA. It is a transcript of the gene CMP1, whose product is annotated as calcineurin catalytic subunit A. NCBI's taxonomy places the organism in Eukaryota, Fungi, Ascomycota, Pichiomycetes, Serinales, Debaryomycetaceae. Gene Ontology annotation, cellular component: calcineurin complex; cytoplasm. The record is from RefSeq and is a predicted model, not a curated record. The coding region runs from base 1 to 1758 and encodes 585 amino acids. Gene Ontology annotation, molecular function: calmodulin binding; calmodulin-dependent protein phosphatase activity. Gene Ontology annotation, biological process: fungal-type cell wall organization; calcineurin-mediated signaling. The transcript has a single exon.
AUGUCAAAUUACCCUCCUCAAUUUAAUCGAGAUCGUCACCUGGAUCUAAGAAAUAAAACUCAGACCAAUACAAAGCAGAUUAACAAUGCUCUUAAUGCCAUUCAGCACAAACGCUCAGAGUCGGAUGAAAAGAGGGAUCGAACUAAGUACACAACGGACGAAGGGGAAACAAUUUCAACAGUCGAUCGAGCAGUAAAGGAUGUUACUCCGCCAGCCUCUUUUAAACCAUCAAAUGAACAAGUCUUUUUACGCAAUGGGUUACCCAAUUGUGAAUUCAUCAAGGACCACUUUUUUCAUGAAGGUAGAUUGCAAGAAGACCAAGCUAUAAAGAUUGUGAAGCAAGCGACACAAUUGUUAACUGCCGAACCCAACUUGUUGAGCGUACCGGCACCGGUGACCAUAUGCGGUGAUGUCCAUGGACAGUAUUACGAUCUUAUGAAAUUGUUUGAAGUUGGUGGCGACCCCAAAACGACCAAGUACUUGUUCUUGGGAGAUUACGUUGAUAGGGGUUCAUUUUCCAUUGAGUGUUUGAUUUACCUAUACGCUUUGAAAAUCACAUACCCGAACUCCUUUUGGAUGUUGAGAGGUAAUCAUGAGAGUCGCCACUUGACUGAAUAUUUCACCUUUAAGAACGAAUGUGUACAUAAAUAUUCACUGAAGUUGUACGAGGAAUGUAUAACCAGUUUCAACGCAUUACCCUUAGCAGCAAUCAUGAAUGAGCAAUUCUUUUGUGUUCAUGGAGGUAUAUCACCACAAUUGACUGAUUUGGAUAGUGUGCGUAAGAUGAACAGAUUUAGGGAGCCACCUACAAAGGGAUUGAUGUGUGAUUUAUUAUGGGCAGACCCAAUUGAAGAGUACGAUGAAGAUAACAUUGACACUGAUUAUCUAAACAAUGCUGUCAGAGGGUGUUCCUAUGCAUUUACUUAUAAAGCUGCAUGCAAGUUUUUGGAUAGAACUAAAUUGUUGUCUAUUAUACGUGCUCAUGAAGCUCAAAAUGCGGGGUACAGAAUGUACAAACGGACAAAGACAAUGGGGUUCCCUAGUUUAUUAACGAUGUUUAGUGCCCCAAACUAUUUGGACAGUUAUAACAAUAAGGCGGCUGUGUUGAAAUAUGAAAACAACGUCAUGAACAUUAGACAAUUCAACGCAUCACCCCAUCCAUACUGGUUACCUCAUUUCAUGGAUGUAUUUACUUGGUCACUACCAUUUGUUGGUGAAAAGGUUACUGAUAUGUUGGUAAGCAUAUUAAAUGUUUGUACUGAGGAGGAAUUGGACGAAGAAGCACCCUUCUCGGAAGCGCAUAUUGGUCUUAGUGGCAAUACACCACCAAGUACAGUAGCAUCACCAAGAGCAAGGCCACCUCCGGUAUUUGCAGCCGAGCCUGAAGAAAUGGAGGCUGAUCUCACUUUAGAUGAAAAGAAGCUAGUCUUGAGGAAUAAGAUCAUAGCUAUUGGUAAAAUGUCGCGAAUGUUUCAAGUAUUGAGAGAAGAGCAGGAGAGUGUCGCCCACUUGAAAGCUUUGAAUCGGGGCCAGCUACCCAAGGGGUCUUUAUUGCAUGGAAAAGAGAGUAUUCAAAAUAGUAUUCUCACUUUUGAGCAAGCUAAAGCUGCUGAUCGUGUAAAUGAAGCAUUACCACCAAGCUAUGAAGACAUGAAAAGGAUGGAUGAACAAAGAGAAAAACGGAUCAAAAACCAAAUUGAAAGUCAAGAAGGAGGCAGUCCAGUGUUUCAAAAGUUUAUGCGCAAGUUGUCUCGGUAA